Ahaetulla prasina is the source of this 4843-nucleotide messenger RNA. RefSeq names its product Rho GTPase activating protein 25 (gene ARHGAP25). Bases 2159 to 4168 code for a protein of 669 amino acids. Lineage: Eukaryota; Metazoa; Chordata; Lepidosauria; Squamata; Colubridae. The transcript has 11 exons. Gene Ontology annotation, cellular component: phagocytic cup. The record is from RefSeq and is a predicted model, not a curated record. Gene Ontology annotation, molecular function: GTPase activator activity. Gene Ontology annotation, biological process: negative regulation of small GTPase mediated signal transduction; activation of GTPase activity; actin filament organization.
AAAGAAAGAGAAAGAAGAAAGGAAGGAAGGAAGGAGAGGGACUACAAACCUGGCACUAGACUCGGCUUCAGAGGAUAAUCCAGGGCUGGAAGGGACCUGGAGAUCAUCUAGUCCAACCCUGCUCCAGCAGGACAUUGUUAGUGAGUUUCUUUUAAUCCCCCAGUCACAUAGCCAUGCCCACCCAGUCACAUGACAACCCCCACCAAGCCACACCCACAGAACCGGUAGGAAAGAAAUUCAGAUUUCACCCCUGCCUGGGACGCUGCAACAGUCGUAAACAUGAACCGGUUUGCCAAGCGACCACAUUUUGAUCUCCUGCUGCAACGUUUACAAAGUGUGAAAAAUGGUCACAGCAAGUCAUAUUUUUUUUUCAGUGCUGUUGUCACUUCAAAUAGUCACUAAAGAAGUGAUCGUAAGUCGAGGAUUUACCUGCAUUGUUCUGGGGCAGCGUUCCCCAAACCUGGCAAUUUUAAAAGUUGUGGACUUCCACUUGCAGAAUUCCUUCGCCAGCACGGGAGUUGGGAGUCCACACCUCUUAAACCCUGGUGGCUAGGGAAAUUCUGGGAGUUGAAAGUCCAUCAUGCAUCUUCAAGUGGGCAGAAUUGGGAGCAACUGCUCUGAAGAAGGGGUCUUUUGAGACGGAUCACGUCCCCUGGGCCUGUGCUUCAGGGAAGGUUCCCCAUGGAGAUAUCGGGUGAAUGCUCACCUCCUCUUGAAUCUCUCAGUUCUUCCCAGUUUAGCCCUAUUCUUGAUGAAUACAUCAUGCCAAGCUGUAAACGUGAAGGCUCUACAGCCUUCUGCCUAAAGGCCAAGUGCGUGUCGCGAUCCAGGGCCAAGUAGGUAGUAUGAAACUCAGUCUGUGUAAAAACAAACGAACUUUUAUCAGAACAGCUGAGAAUUACUUCAUUCUCAGCGUAGUCCAAACUAAAUUAAAGCAAAUUCCUCCCAACACAAAUUCCUCAGUCCUAUCACCAACCUUGGUCCAAUUAGGCAAACUGCCAAAAGCAUUUCUUGGCAAAAGUUCAGAAGACACCAAUACAACACAAAUGCAACAAGACAAAGCUAUCAACGUUGUUUUCCGGCAAAGAGCCCAACCACCAUUGCUGGUCUUUUAAACCUUAUGGAAGGGGCCAGUCAUCUCUUGGCCCUACUCCCGAGUCGUCCUCUUUGCUUGAGCUGUUCUUGCCUUCUGGCAGCUCUUCUCAUUCAUGCAUUAGGAACAGGCUCCUCCUGAUCCUCUGCCUCACUACUGUCAGCCUCUGGAGGCUCUGGAGUCUGCAUCUCACUCCCUGACGGUCCUGGUCUCACCUCUGCCUCCGAUGCAGAGUCCUCAUCCGGGCCUUCCCCAGCCUCCAGGACUGGCCCACACUGUUCCUUAGCUUCAUCGCUGUCUUACUCCGUUGCCAGCUCCGCAGGCUGCUGGCGGACCACAACAAAAAGAUGGGGGUGGUGGCAACAUGAUAUACGUUGUAACUUUUAAGACAUCAACCAGGCUGGGUGGGGACUUCUAGGAGUUCAAGUCCAUAAAUCUUAAAGGUUGGAUACCCGUGACCUAGAUUACAGCAUCACUGCCUUUUAGUCAUUUCCCAACCUUGUGGGCUGAGACGAGCAGACGAAACCCUCCAAAGACUUCCUAGCUGUUCUUCCCCCACUCCCCCACUCCCCUCCUCUUGCUUUAGGCCACCAGCUUCAUUUGCAGAAGGCUGACUUCCUCAAAAGCUGGUGAGAUAGCAGCACCCAUGUGUUCAGCCACCCAGGGCGGGUGCUUCGCGUAGCACGUCUUGUGGGUUUUGCUGAGGAACGCUCUCAAGAGCAUGGAGCUAGAUGCAACCAAGGACCUGCCAAGAAUGAAGGGUGACCCCACCAGGUUCUUCUGGGCUAUGAAAUGAAGUCUGAGACCAGACUAACAUCUGGAAAGGGAGCGAGCUGACUGACUUUGAACCACAAGAAAGCGAGAGAGAACUCUCUGUAUGUCGCAGAGGAUCCCACGCUGGGGAGGCGGAAGUUGUUGGCAAACGCAACGCGACUUUGCUUUUCUCAAGGAAGCUCAGACGUCAAUUGAACAAUCUCUCUUUCCAGGGCUCCUAAUCUGGAGCAGGAAAAAGGACCCAUUCUACGGACCCGCCGCGUGGAUGCAAACUGUACACCUGGAGCCGGGAUGUCUCUCAAAUUUCCUUGUCACUGGGAUUUCCAUCUGAAGAAGGAAAUAUCCAAACUAGUUCGCUCACAGAGCAUGAUGGCCGUUGAUGCGAAAGGCUCCAGCGCUUGUCUUCAGCCCCCCAACCCUCUGGAGCGCCCCUUGAAAACCGGCUGGCUGAAGAAGCAGCGGUCCAUCGUCAAGAACUGGCAGCAGAGGUACUUCGUGCUGAAGGGGCAACACCUGUAUUACUACAAGGAAGAGGACGAUCUGAAGCCCCAGGGUUCCUUACCACUUCACGGCUGCACCAUCAGAGAACUGGCUUCUGGGUCUGAUGAAGCUGGAAAAUUUAUCUUUGAAAUCAUUCCAGGAGUUUCAGGAGAGCCGACUCGAACUGGGCCCGACUCCUUUGUGCUGAUGGCGAAUUCUCAGGCUGACAUGGAUGAGUGGGUGAAGCUACUCCGAAGAGUGGUUGGCUCCCCAUUAGGAGUGGUCUUUGGACAACAGCUGGGGGACACCAUGAUGUAUGAACAGAAGUUUGGGCAGCAUCAGGUUCCUAUCUUGGUGGAGAAGUGUGCAGAAUUCAUCAGGAAGAAUGGCCUGAAUGAGGAAGGUGUUUUCCGACUGCCUGGCCAAGACAAUUUGGUGAAGAAACUGCGGGAUGCAUUUGAUGCCGGCGAAAGACCUUCAUUUGACCAAGAAACGGAUGUGCACACUGUGGCGUCUUUGUUUAAGCUUUACCUACGAGAACUUCCUGAGCCGGUCAUUCCUUGGAGCCAGUACGAGGAGUUUCUCUUGUGUGGUCAGCUUCUAACGUCUGACGAAGGCAAGGGUCACCCACAGCUAGUGAAGGAGCUGGCACGUUUACCCUCGGACAACUAUAACCUUCUGAGUUACAUCUGCCGGUUCCUGCAUGAAGUCCAGCAGAGCUCUGACACCAACAAGAUGAGUGUGGACAACCUGGCAACUGUGUUUGGUGUGAACAUUAUUCGGCCCCAGAUGGAAGAUCCAGUGACUAUUAUGAGAGGGACUCCCCAGAUUCAAAAAGUGAUGAUGACAAUGAUCAGUGACCACGAGAAGCUCUUCCCGGGGGCCAAAGACGCAAGGCCUUCUCCUCCUCCCUCCGAAAGCAGUUCCAUCAAAACUCCGGUGCUUCGGAGCUCUGUCGGUUGGGACGCUGUACAGAGGCCAUCCAUGACCUGGAGGGACAACAGGAGCCUGUUGCAAACUAAAGACGACCUCGAAGCUUCCAACUCCAAAUUAAGCGACGGUUUGGCUCCAUCGGCGGAAGAUGCAGGAGAACCUCCGUCUAGGGAGACCCAGGCCAUGCGAAAGCGAACUCAGACGCUUCCAAACAGGAAAUACAUUGAGAGUUUUUCUUCCAACAGGCGGAACCAAAACAUGGACAGAACUCACAUUUUCACUGGCAACUUUUGGUCAUCGUCAUCAUCAUCUUCAUCCAUGGUCCAGCCCAGUCCCAAUUCUCCCUCAGGAGGUCACAAAAGAACUUUGUCACAGGGAAUUUCCAAACUGUUUAGCUUCACACAACCCUCCGACUCUGGCAGCCUCUGCCGGGUAGAGCAGAGUCCCGCAAGUGAGGCCCACAAAAGUUCUUCGGGCCAACUAGGAGAAGAUUUUGGAACGUGUUUACAAGCGAAUGACCCUCCCGGGUCUACAGAAAACGGCACCACAAUUCUGGAGCUCCCGUUUGAGGAGGACAACGUAUAUCCAGAAGACCCUGAACUGCUUAGGAAGACGAUUGCGGAGCUGAAAGAGGAGAUGGCGGCGCAGAAAAAUAGCUACGAGGAGCAAAUGAGAAGCCUUGAGAAAGAAAACUUUGAAGUCUGGACCAAAGUGGUCAGGCUUAAGAAAGAGAUGGAAGAAGAAAAGACUAAAUCUGCAGAGCUGGAAUCUGAGCUCCAGAAUCUUAAACGUUCCGGGAAGGUCAACGAGGAGAACCAACACCACGAAGACUUGUUGAAGUCCGCCGGCCAGGUGCCUAUAAAGACAGAGUGUGCAGAGCAGCCGUGAUUCCUCACUGUCAAAGGACCUUUGUACUUAUACUCGUGUAAAUUCAAUACAGAACCCCUGGCGGGUUAUUGGAUUCCAUUCUCACAAGAUGGUUGAUUUUGGUGGCUCCGUGUACCGUAUAAUACUUUUUCAACUAAGACUUUUUAUUCCUGUCUGCGAAUGAUGAAAACAAAAUACAAAGGUGUCUUAAAUAAGUAAACUUGCCAUCUGCCUGUAUGUUUUUCUGUCCUGUUCUUUGCAUUCCACACGACGUCUGUUUCUGGCAGCGAGUGCAGAAUUCAGACCAGAAGUGGGUUUCAGUAGGUUCCGACCAGUUCUGGAGAACCGGCAGCGGAAAUUUUCAAUAGUUCGGAGAAUUGGCAAAUACCGCCUCUGACUGGCCCCGCCCCCAUCUAUUCUCUGCCUGCCGAGUCCCAGCUGAUCGGGAGGAAAUGGGGAUUUUGCAGUAACCUUCCCCUGGAUUGAGGAGGGAAUGGAGAUUUUACAGUAUCCUUCCUCUGCCAUGCCCACCAAGCCACGCCCACCAAGUCAUGCCACACCAUGCCCACUGAGCCACACUCACAGAACCGGUAGUAAAAAAAAUUGAAACGCACCACUGUGAUAGUCCCUGUGAUGGGGCUGGAUUAGAAGACCUCCAAGAUCCCUUCCAACUCUGUUGUUGUUGUUGUUGUUGUU